AUGGUUUCCAUACUGCGAUCCUCCAUACUUUUAUUUGCGAGCUUCUUCUUGCUCUCUUUCUCAAACCUUUCAACGAUCAAUUGCUUGAGUUUCUCUUCGAAUUUUGUCGUUCCGGAAAACAUACCCGGAAACUUCAAGAAGUUUUUGACCGAUUUUUACACGGCAGUGGAUGCUUCUGAUGCACAGAAGUCUGUGUCUUACUUUUGUGAUAAACCAGUACCAGUAGUGGCUAGCUCAGGUAAAACAGUCAUAGGAAAAGCUGCUAUCAUCAAUAUUUUCAAGAACAAAGUUGCCGAUGCCACCUUUGAGAAAGUAAUCACGAGCGUGAAUCGUGUAGAGAGCAGUGAAGGACUUCAGAUCGUAGUUAAUGGAAGAGUUACAAAGACUUUAAAGAUUGGUGGCCAAAAAACUCAAUAUAACUAUUAUGCUAAAUUACAUUUCCUUGACCAACAAUACUAUGGAGUUCUCUAUAAAAUGGAAAGUAAGUUGUCGAGUUGA
Messenger RNA from Melampsora larici-populina 98AG31, 498 nucleotides. RefSeq lists its product as uncharacterized. The transcript is spliced from 4 exons. The record is from RefSeq and is a predicted model, not a curated record. Bases 1 to 498 code for a protein of 165 amino acids. Lineage: Eukaryota; Fungi; Basidiomycota; Pucciniomycetes; Pucciniales; Melampsoraceae.